GGAAUGAAGAUGCUCCUGUCCCUGGGGCUGCUCUUGGCUGCCCUGUCCUGGGGCAGCUGCAUCCCCCUGCAGCAGGCGCCCAACCGCAGCAAACUGCUCCUGGUGUCCUUCGAUGGCUUUCGCUGGAACUACGACCAGGACGUGGACACCCCCAGCCUGGACGCCAUGGCCGCAGACGGGGUGAAGGCCAAGUACAUGACCCCGGCCUUCGUCACCCUCACCAGCCCCUGCCACUUCACGCUGCUGACCGGGCGGUACCUGGAGAACCACGGGGUGAUCCACAACAUGUGGUUUGACACCAAAACCGGCGUGAAGCUGCCCUACUACACCACACAAGGCAUAAGCAGCUGGUGGGACAACGGCAGCCUCCCCAUCUGGAUCACUGCCCAGAGACAGGGUUUGAAGACAGGCUCCAUCCACUUCCCUGGAACCAAGGCGAAAUACCAAAAGGAAGAAGUGUACAAGAAGUUGGUGGAACCAGCACUGUUCAACUACAGCAAUGAAACCAACUGGAGGCAGAGCAUUGACACCGUCAUGGAAUGGUUCACGGUGGACAACCUGGACUUCAUCACGCUCUACUUUGGGGAGCCAGACUCCUCAGGACACAAGUAUGGCCCUGAAUCCACACAGAGGAAAAACAUGAUCAAGCAGGUGGACAGAACCGUGGGUUACCUGAGGCAGCGCAUCCGGGAGAGCGGCCUGGAGUCAAACCUGAACCUCAUCAUCACAUCCGACCACGGCAUGGAGACCGUGGUGAAAACCGACGAGAUCCACCUCCGCACCGUCAGCAACUUCACCUUCAAGGACAUCGACUUCGAGCUCCUAGACUAUGGCCCAAACGGACUCCUGGUGCCCAAGGAAGGGAAACUGGAGCACGUGUACUCGGUCCUGAAAAACGCCCACCCAAAGCUGCACGUUUACAAGAAGGAAGAGUUUCCAAAGAGGUUCCACUACGCCAACCAUUCCCGGAUCACCCCACUUCUGCUGUACAGCGAUCCAGGCUACGUGAUCCAUGGGAGGUACAAGGUCCAGUUCAAUAAAGGGGAGCACGGCUUUGACAACGAGGCCAUGAACAUGAAAACCAUCUUCCGUGCCGUGGGACCGGCCUUCAAGAAGGGGCUGGAGGUGGAGCCCUUCGAAAGCGUCAACGUCUACGCCCUCCUCUGCGAGCUGCUGGGCAUCACCCCCGAGCCCCAUGACGGCUCCCUGGAGGUCACCAAGCCCAUGCUGAGGGAACCCACGGAUGGUGAUGGUGGCAAUGGCAAUGGAACCGGCAACGGCAAUGGCAACGGCAAUGGCAACGGCAACGGCAAUGGCAACGGCAACGGCAAUGGCAAUGGCAAUGACAAUGGCAACGGCGAUGGCAAUGGCAAUGGCAAUGGCAACGGCGAUGGCAACGGCAAUGGCAACGGCAAUGGCAACGACAACGGCAAUGACAAUGGCAGCAAUGGUCAGCAGCAGGAGUCAUGGGGGGCAGUGGGAGGGCAGCAGGCACCGGCACUGACAGUGGGCACCGGGAACAGCAACAGGCACCAGAAGGGGCAAUGGGCACGGGGGGCGGCAAUGGGCACCAGGAACGGUACCAGGGAGCGGCACCGGCGGCGGGAAUGGGCACUGGGAGCACACCAAGAGCUCACUGGGAGGGCACCGGGGGCAACAAUGGGCACCGGGAGCGGCAAAAUAGGCACCAGGAGCGGCACCGGGGGCAGCAACGGGCACUGGGGGCGGCACCCGGGAGCAGCGGUGGCAAUGGGCACCGGGAGUGGCAAAAAAGGCAUCAGGAGCAGCACCGGGAGCGGCACCGAGCACCGGCAGCGGCAAAAUAGGCACGAGGAGAGACACCGGGGGCGGCAAUGGGUACCGGGAGCAGCACCGGGAGCGGCACCGGGAGCUCACAGAGAGCGUCACCGGGAGCGGCACCGGGAUCUCACCGGGAGCAGCACCGGGAGCAGCACCGGGCACCGGGCGCGCUCCGCUCCGCCGGGAUUCCCGCGGGAACAGCGACACCUGGCGGCCGCCGCCGCUCCCGCCACCGCCCGGUGGCUCCGGGGCACCGGGCCGUGCCCCCCCCAUCCCCGCGCUCGGUAA
Molecule: messenger RNA, 2088 nt
Organism: Agelaius phoeniceus (red-winged blackbird)
Lineage: Eukaryota; Metazoa; Chordata; Aves; Passeriformes; Icteridae
Gene: ENPP7
Product: ectonucleotide pyrophosphatase/phosphodiesterase 7
Source: RefSeq, a predicted model, not a curated record